CAUGGAGAAUAACGAAACUGGCGCUAAGGAUGCGAAGAGCACCUCGGAUGAAGAUGACAGCGGAGACAUAGUUCAACAGAAAACUCAGGAAGAAAUUCUCUUUCACGAGGAAACCAUUGAUCUUGGUGGAGAUGAAUUUGAGUCGGAAGGGAAUGAAACUGUAUCAGAAGAUUCAAAUAAUUUUGUAGAUAAACUUAAUGAACAAAUGAUGGAAAGUGUCAUUAUUUCAGAUUCACCAAACAACAGUGAAGAUGACACUGGUGAACUUGGUUGUCUCCAGGAGAUUGUAGAACAAAUGGAAGCUAAAGAUAAUCAAAAAACACAAGCAGAAGGGGAUAAAGAAGAGUUUUUAAGUAAUGAGAGUGAAACUGAACAUGAAGAAACACCCAAAGACAUUUCUGAGAUUGGAACAGAUGAUCAGGCAUCUUUAAAGGAAGAAUUAAUUCAGGAAGCAGUGAAGGAGGAACCAAAGUUGGGAAACAAUAUUCCUGUUGAAACAAAACCAAAUAAUAUUGAUGAAAGCAAACCUGAGGACCAGAUAUCGUCACCCAGUACUAGCAGACCCUCUUCAGAGGUUGAGCCUAUUCCUGUGUGUACCAUCUUCAGCCAAGCAAACAAUGUUAAUACCCAGCCACAGUUGUUCCUACCUGAUGGUUUUGAGCCUCAGAUGGUAAAAUCUCCCAGUUUUAGUAGUAUAAUUGAGACUCCAGUGAAAUCGAAUCCACAGGUGGUUCAACCAAGUCCUAGUCUAAGCAAGUUCUUUGGCGAUACUGUUAACACUAAUACUUUAGCUUCUGAUUUUUUCGAUUCAUUUACCACAUCCAAUUUUAUUUCUAUUAGUAAUCCCAAUGCAAAUUCUUCAGUUCCAGAACAAAUGUCCUCUCUUUCUAAUGGUGGAGACAGUUCUUGUUCUUCAUCUAACCCUACUUUCUCUGUGCGAAAUGGGAGACCUGAAGCAGGUGGUCCUCCAUCAUCUCUAGAAAUAACUCAAUCCCCCAAGCCGUUCUCACAAAUCCAGGCUGUUUUUGCUGGGAGUGAUGACCCGUUUGCCACAGCCUUAAAUAUGAGUGAACUAGAUAGAAGAAAUGAUGCUUGGCUUCCUAGUGAGGAAACCAGAGAUGUUCUCAUUUCAGUUGCCACACAACAAUACAGCACUGUGUUCAUAGAUAAAGAAAAUCUCACCAUGCCUGGAUUAAAAUUUGAUAAUAUCCAGGGAGAUGCAGUAAAAGACUUAAUGCUUCGCUUCCUGGGGGAGCAAGCUGCGGUGAAGAGACAAGUUUUAAACGCCAACUCUGUGGAACAGUCAUUUGUAGGCUUGAAACAGCUAAUUAGCAGUAAAAACUGGAGGGCAGCAGUUGACUUGUGUGGGCGUCUUCUAACUGCACAUGGUCAAGGCUAUAAAAAAAGUGGACUACCUACUAACCAUACAACAGAUUCUUUACAGUUGUGGUUUGUGAGACUAGCAUUGCUGGUAAAACUGAAUCUAUUCCAAAAUGCAGAAAUGGAGUUUGAACCAUUUGGAAAUUUAGACCAGCCUGAUCUUUAUUAUGAAUAUUACCCUCAUGUGUACCCUGGACGGAAAGGUAAGAUACUUGAUUUAUAA
Molecule: messenger RNA, 1603 nt
Organism: Charadrius vociferus (killdeer)
Lineage: Eukaryota; Metazoa; Chordata; Aves; Charadriiformes; Charadriidae
Gene: TRAPPC12
Product: trafficking protein particle complex 12
Exons: 4
Coding region: 2-1603 (533 amino acids)
Cellular component (GO): TRAPP complex; Golgi apparatus
Source: RefSeq, a predicted model, not a curated record